UUGUGAUUGGCGGAGUCGAGGCUUCUUAAUACAAUCGUAAUCGGGAUCCUGUUGGUCUUAAAUCGUUCCGCACCCGCCCUGGAAACACCUGCUGCUGCUCCGAAACAGGACUGGCCAGAUUGCUUCGGGCUAGUAGUAGUCCCUCCGAAGUUACUUGCUUCCCAAGACUUCGCAUCCUUCGAGUAACUCGGAACGCUCUUGAUCCCGGUAGAGAUUCUUGGGACGUUUCACCCAUCGAAGAAGAAACAUGGACAACGGGGGAGGGAGCGAACCGCGGCUCUUGCCACGAUUGUGCUGCCCAGAAAAGGGACCGAACGGUUACGGCUUCCAUCUGCACGGGGAGAAGAGCAAAACAGGCCAGUUCAUCCGGUUGGUGGAGCCCGAUUCCCCGGCCGAGAAAUCCGGUCUGAAGGCUGGAGACCGCUUGGUAGAAGUGAACGGAGACAACGUGGAGAAGGAAAGCCACCAGCAAGUAGUGAACCGCAUACGAAAUUCGCCCGGCUCGGUCCGCUUGCUGGUCGUGGACUCGGAGACCGACCAGCAUCUGCAGAAGCUGGGCCUCCAAUGCCGCGAAGAAUUCAUCCGUGGGCUGCCUGAGACGCCCGAGGCGAGCAGCGGCGAACAGGAGGAGGAGGAGGCUGUCCAGCAGGACCUGGAGGACGAAACGAAAGCGGAUGGGGAGGAAAACCAUCACGCUGCCCAGCGGAAAGAGUUGAGACCUCGUGUGUGCCAGAUGAAGAAGGGCCCCAAUGGAUACGGGUUCAACCUCCACAGUGAUAAGACAAAACCAGGCCAAUACGUUCGGGCUGUGGAUCCAGAUUCUCCUGCGGAAGCUUCAGGGCUGCGGCCUCAAGACCGUAUCAUUGAGGUGAAUGGGCAAUGUAUGGAAGGCAAGCAACACUCAGAUGUUGUUUCAGCCAUAAAGUCUGGUGGAGAUGAGACCAAGCUGCUGGUAGUGGAUAAUUUAACAGAUGAAUUCUUCAAGAAGUGCAAAGUCAUCCCCUCUGAAGCACAUCUGAAAGGUCUUUUACCAGAACCAGUUGCCAAUGGUGAUGUGGAGAAGGGGAACCUUAGAGAUGAACAAACGGAGAUUAAUCCUGAAAGCCCUUCUAGCCCUAUGACCCUGUCUCCUUCUUCAACUCUAAGUGAACCUUCCAUUGAGCUGUACUCUCAUGAGAAGGAGGACAAACUUAGCACCACAUCCGAUCCCAUUCUUGACUUGGACAUCCCACUGGCAGUAGCCAAAGAGCGCGCCCAUCAGAAACGCACCAGCAAACGGGCACCACAAAUGGACUGGAGCAAGAAAAACGAACUCUUUAGCAAUCUGUGAAGCACCCCAAACCCUCGAGCAGGGAGGUGAUGUAAGGGCAAUAUUGGAAAAGCUGGCCAGAUCAUGCCUCCCCUUCCCCUACGCAUUCCUGUUCCCUAGGUACAUUUCCUUGCCCUUCUUCUCUUCCCCUCCCUUUGCUUGGAAAUGUAGAUGCAAGAUCUCGUCUUGCCCUGGGUCACCUGAAAGGGCAAACACAUGGCCUGAUAAUUCUGCCUGCACUGUUUUGGAGAAGCAAUUGUAUUUAAAGAGGAGGAUGAGACAUUUUCAUAUACCCUCUAUAAAUAGCUUAAGCUAGCUUGUUGGCUUCAAGAUGUGAAUCCAAAAUGAAUUUGGUGUCUCAGUUGGAUCUGUAGUAGGAGACACGUACACAUAUCUAUAUAUAAAGAGAAUGUAUGCACAGGACAAGGAUGUAAUACGUCAGAUGCCACACUGAAAAGGGGGACUGUGAUGCGUAGCUGUAUUGUAGGUCCAUUAACUUUUAAAAUAGCUGGUUAAACAUCUAAAACCAUUAAUCCCUAUAGAUCUCAACUGGCUCUCUUCAGAGAGAAAUCAUGUUGGAUGCUGAUUGAACUAUUCCAGACUAUGUCCUGUUAGGACCAUAGUUUAAGCUUACUUUAAUUCCUAAUUUGAUUACAAAUGAACGUCCUUUUGUGGGGCAGUUCCUCUGUCCUCUUUUCAAGGAACUGCUUUGCUACGAGUGGAGAGAAGCAUUUCUGAUGCUCCACCAUCUUCUCUCUUUUUGGGUAAAGACAUUCCUGGAUUGCCACUGCAAGAAAGGGCUUAGUAGGCAAGACCCAAUACUUCUUGCUUAAUGCUUUGGAGGUUUCAAAGUAUGGGAAGUAGAAUAAUUGAAAGCUGUUGUAGCAGCCAGCCUGUGAGGUUCACUUUCUUUUGGCCAGGGGGAUAUGGUAAGGAGUCGUACCUAAUGCAGCAAUCAAAAGCACACAAGGAUAAUAUCCUAUGCUCAAUUUACUCCAGAAAUGGAGCCAAUCAGGGUUUUCAAUAAUC
Messenger RNA from Thamnophis sirtalis, 2338 nucleotides. It is a transcript of the gene NHERF1, whose product is annotated as NHERF family PDZ scaffold protein 1. Gene Ontology annotation, cellular component: apical plasma membrane. The record is from RefSeq and is a predicted model, not a curated record. Lineage: Eukaryota; Metazoa; Chordata; Lepidosauria; Squamata; Natricidae. Gene Ontology annotation, biological process: protein localization to plasma membrane. Gene Ontology annotation, molecular function: protein-membrane adaptor activity; signaling receptor binding.